Messenger RNA from Parasteatoda tepidariorum (common house spider), 1122 nucleotides. The record is from RefSeq and is a predicted model, not a curated record. NCBI's taxonomy places the organism in Eukaryota, Metazoa, Arthropoda, Arachnida, Araneae, Theridiidae.
AUGCGAAGACAAGUCAAAUUUCAGUUAUCAAGUAUCUGGGACAAAUCUAAAGUUAAUGUUACUGCAUUUGAAAGCUCCAACAAAUAUGCAUCACACCUACCUUCAUCAACGGAUGUUUCACUCUUUGCUAAAAACAAGCGAAUGAAACUUGCUGAUCCAGAUGAUUCAUUGUCGAACUUACCAAUUGAGAUUUUAAUCGGUGCAGAUUACUACUGGAUUGUUAUGAAUUCUGAAGCUCCAGUCAGGUUGUCGGAUUCUCUGGCCUUGGUCCCAUCAAGUUUUGGUUGGGUACUUAGUGGAACUCGAUCACACGCAACAGUUUCCUUCAUUUCAACGGUUCAUAAUGUUGAUGUGGAUACUUCAACUCAGGAAUUAGACAAUGUGGUACGAAAUUUCUGGAACUUAGAGAGCAUUGGCAUACAACCAACACAAGAAAAAAUAAGUCCUCACAACUCUGAACUCUUAACGAACUUUCAUCAAUCUUUUGAAAUCAUCGAUGGUAGAAGAGUUGUAAAAUUGCCUUGGAAACCAGAAGUUCAACUUUCGUCGAACAAUUAUGAAGUCGCAAUUCAACGAUUUAAAUCUUUAACAAGGAAAAUGCAUGCAAAUUCAGAAUUCAAAGAAAAAUAUAUUGAGCACAUGCAAGAUUACAUUGAUAAAAAACACGUUGAAGUUGUCUCAGAAACACAUAAUGAGGAAGGUUUAUAUUACUUGCCCCAUCACGCUGUAAAGAAAAUCACAAAUGGAGAAACUAAGUGGCGUAUAGUUUUUGAUGCAUCUUCACAUUCUCCAGGUCACCCAUCUUUGAACGACGCUCUUGAAGUAGGACCAAAUCUUCUUCCCGAUAUCUUAGCCACAUUGUUGAGAUUUCGACUUUCUAAAAUAGCAAUCACUAGUGAUGGGCGACAAGCAUUUCUGCAGCUGAUUCUAGCAGAAGAAGACAGAGAUGCAACACGAUUUAUUUGGUACAAUACUACAUAUACUCCUGAUGGGAAACUCUGCACUGAAGAUAAAAUUGUAACCUAUCGAUUCACACGUCUUCCAUUUGGACUCGUCUCUAGUCCAUUUUUAUUAGCAGCUUCUCUUCGUGAAUUGGCUACAAAACACAAACAAGCAUANUAA